AAAGUCUAAGCUAAAUUAAUGGAAAGCAAACACGCUCUCUUCAAACCACUCAUCAAUGCUUUGACAUAAUUAGCCUCAAAGGUUGAUAACAAGAGCAUCAUCAAAAUCUUAGAACUCUUGGCUUAAAUCAGAUAAUAAUUGGUUGCCAGCAGAGCAUCACUCCUUGCAACAGAAGAGAAAUAAGCUGCCAACUGGGAAGUCUAAAGUGGUCACUUGACAGAGGAACACAAGAGAUUAGCUGAGAGAAAGGCAUUCUUAGAAAACUCAAUUGUUCAAUUCAAAGUCACCAUCUAAGAAGCUGUUGAAGACUUGGAAGAUUAAACUUUAUUCCUUGAAGAUGCUGAAGACUCAUUGGCUAUCUAAGAAAGAUGGGCUGCCGAAUAAGAAUCAUAAUAUGAAGCUUAAACCUUUGAAAGAGAAUAAUAAUUGGAAGUCGUUGAAAGAUUAUAAGAAGUUCUUACUCAAAAGGUGAGUGCUGCCUCAGAAUUCCUUUAAGUUAGAGAAGAGGUCUUUUGAUUAAUGAAUUAUCAGCAAUAUUAAUAUCAAUACAAUUUCUACAUUUUAAUUGUAAAA
Molecule: messenger RNA, 573 nt
Organism: Paramecium tetraurelia
Lineage: Eukaryota; Ciliophora; Oligohymenophorea; Peniculida; Parameciidae
Exons: 3
Source: RefSeq, a predicted model, not a curated record